This is a messenger RNA of Tetranychus urticae (two-spotted spider mite), 1780 nucleotides long. Its product is annotated as innexin inx2. The record is from RefSeq and is a predicted model, not a curated record. Gene Ontology annotation, molecular function: gap junction channel activity. Gene Ontology annotation, cellular component: plasma membrane; gap junction. Lineage: Eukaryota; Metazoa; Arthropoda; Arachnida; Trombidiformes; Tetranychidae. Gene Ontology annotation, biological process: phototransduction.
AUAAACGCAAGAAACAGAGUAAACAUUGAAACAAGGGUGACCUUUUCACCAAUCUGUCCCUUCCUUACACAGAGAAUCAUUUCAAUAGUCAAUCUAGACGCUAAAACAUCUUGCAGCAAAUUUAUUUAGUGCAUCAACAAUUUCAAUUAAACACUUAAUGAACUCAAGAUUGAAUCAGUGAACAAAACAAAUUUAAAUAUUGUCCCAAGUUAAUCCCUAUUAUGCCCUGUAUCGGGCUAAUUUGUGUGUAAUUUACUCUCUCGGUUAAUCAAUCUUUUUUCAUACAAAUUUACGUUUACAACCAUUGUAAACCCAAUCAGUGGAUAUAAUUUUUCAUCUCUAAUAAGCGUCCAACCAAGUUUUCACCAUGUCUUCGGCUGGUUAUUUGAUGCCUUUAUUGACCAGAAAAUUGAAAUAUCUGGGUAAAAUAAAGUCAACCACAAUUGAUAAUACAGCCUUCAAGUUACAUUACAAGUACACCUUUAAUGCUCUCAUUAUUGCCUGUGCCGUUGUAACCUCGUACCAAUUUUUUGGUACACCAAUAAUGUGUCUAACUCAGGCUAAAACGGUUAACCCGAAAACGAUCAACAAUUAUUGUUGGGUUGAAGGUACUUUUACUAUGCCGAAAGCAUUGACCAAGAUAACCGGUGAAGAUGUUGUUAUGCCUGGAAUUGAAAAGAAAGAUCGCCAAGAUGAAAUAUUACCGCAUCAGUACUACCAGUGGGUUUGUUUUGUGCUUUUCUUGCAAGCUUUAGCUUUUUACUUUCCUCACCUACUUUGGAAGAGAUGGGAAAAAGGUCAAGUUAGACGAUUGGUUGCUGAUUUGAAUAAAGCUUUACUUGAUGAUGGCAAAAAGACGAAAAGUGCUACUUCACUGGUCCAAUUUCUAGUCUCUCGCAAAGGACAAUUCAACAGCUAUGCAUUGGGAUACUUUUUUUGUGAAAUCCUGAAUUUUGUCCAUGUUUUGUUUGAAUUUUACAUUACCAACUUAUUUCUUGGUGGUAACUUUAUUGCCUAUGGAUGGCAAGCUAUGUUUUUUGAUGGAUCGGCUGACGAGAUUAACCCAUUGACUCGAGUGUUUCCUAAAAUGACCAAGUGCAACUUUAAUCAUUAUGGUUCCUCUGGUGAUGUUCAAAUUUAUGAUAACUACUGUUUACUGCCUUUGAAUAUUAUCAAUGAAAAGAUUUACAUUGCUUUCUGGAUUUGGCUGGUUUUCCUUGCAAUUGUAUCCUUUCUUACAAUCAUCUAUCGAUUGUCUUGCUUCUAUUAUCCACCAGCUAGAUACCGAUUAUUGCAAAUUGUUUCAAGACGAUCCAGACCUCAGGUGGUCAUUGAUUUGGUUAAUCAAUUGACUUAUGGCGAUUGGUUUGUACUCUACCUAUUGGGACAAAAUAUUCAACAAUCUCAUUUAGCUGAUAUCCUUGAACUAUUGUCACUUCAAUUGGAGCAAGACGCUUUCAAUGAAAACACCGAAAAUGAGAUGAAAGCAAUUUCUGUUGAUUCCAAGGCUUGAAAAAAGAGGAUCAUCUCUGAACUCGAGCCAAAAUUUUCUACAAACAAUCAGGAAAAAUGAAAAACGAGUUAACUAAAUUAUUGAAAAAUUUACUCUUUGGUCUUUUGUCAUUUUGUUUCUGUACACUGAUUGUUUCAAUUAAUUAUUAUAAACAUAGAUACCAAUAAUUAAACAGGGAAAAUUACAAUUGGGAAAGUUUCUUUCCAGCUACAUAAAUUUUUAUGUAUAAAUUAUUAUAAUAAAAAUGAUUGCUAUUUAAGAUGGAAA